UAACACAGAGAGUGUCCCCCAUGCGUGUUUUGAGUAAAAGUGGUGUAGUUACAUUAUCGGUGUAUUAUAGCAGGUGUUUAUUCAACGUUAAUGUUAAUAUUGGACAUAAUAUCGUCGUUGUGUUUUGCGAUAUUUUGUCCAAAAUGGAGACAGACGUGUCCAGAUAGUCAAAGGAAAAGUUAACGGUCGUUUUUCCUUCAUUUGUGGAAAUUUCUGGAAAGUAGUGUGAUUGCUUCCCUGAGCUGAACUGUCAUGGAGUGUUUGGACGAGAAGCUCAAAGGUCUGUCCAUCGCUCGGCGGUCUCGUCCUGAGGAACCCACCUACCUGCUGCACGUCGCCCUGCAGCCGACCAGCCUGCUGGCAGUGUCCUGCUCCAACUUCACCAUCCACCUGCACAACAAGGACACUCUGAACCUGGUGGGAGAGUAUCAGGGCCACAGCGGGCCUCUUUGUGGGGUUACAUUUGCCCACAGCUCCCCUGACCUCCUCUACUCUGGUUCGGCUGAUGGGACGGUCCGGGGCUGGGAUGUCCGCCGGCCCGGGACAGAGUCGGUUCAGAUGUUUAAAAGUGACCCGUCGCACAGCUACUGCAGCUUUGACCUCAGCUGCAGCGACACGCUCCUGUGUGCAGGCACUGAGCAGGUAAACGACGAGGACAGCUUUCUGGUUUUCUGGGACGUAAGAAAACCAGGUGGUGGACUUCUAGGGGUGUACUCUGAGUCACACAGUGAUGACAUCACACAGGUGUGCUUCCACCCUCGAGACAAAGACCGCCUGGCGUCUGGCUCCACAGACGGCCUUGUUAAUGUGUUUGACCUGAGCCGGGGAGCGGAGGAGGAGGCGCUGCUUGCCACCUGUAACAGCGACUCCUCCGCUGGCUCAGUCUGCUGGUCCGGAGCAGACUACACCCAGCUUCUGUGCCUCAGCCACGACGAGGGGUUACACCUGUGGGACCUGGGCCAGCUGGACACAGACGAGCCUCUCACCAUCUUCAGCACCUCCGACGCUCGCAGCCUGACUCCGCUGGCUGACGGAGGAGGCGUGGAUUACCUGGUGGGAGGGAGGUGGCUGGAAGAGGCCCAGAAGCUGCUGGUGGUCGGAGGGAAGAACAGCGGGGAUCUCCACCUGAUGGAGUGUGAUGACAAGGGGCUCCGUCUGCUCAGGAACUUGGAGGGCGGCCACUCCUCCACGGUGCGCUGCUUCCUGUGGGACGCAACGGGGGAGGCGCUGGUCACAGGGGGAGAAGACGCUCAGCUGUUGCUGUGGAAACCAGGAGGGGAGGAGCUCACAACGGGUAAAAGGGAGUCCAUGAAGAGCCAAUCAGCUUUGAGACUCAAAUCCAGACCACAUAAAAAACAUGGCUACCAGAGGCAGAAGAAGGCAACGUAACAAAGACCUAAGUGGACUGAAGGAACAUUUAAACUCCAAACAGUUCCACACAGACAUAAUUCACUAAACACAAUCCUGAAUCUGAAAAUCAUGUUACAGUUUGAAGCAGGUCUUGGAUGUGACCUCUGUCCAGGAUCACAGAUAUCUACAGUGAUAUAGAUACUUUUUUAUUGUUACAAACAGCUGUCCAGUCAUGUAAUGGAGAGAAAUUUGUCUCAUUAACAGGCUUAAUCCCAUGCAUGUUUAAACUCAGGACAGUUUUUGAUAGUAAAUAAAUACGCUCCUGCCCUCCUACGUGGUUAUAGUACUUAUAUCAUGAUUGACUGACUGCUACCACUCUCCAACAUCAAACUGGUAGUGUCCCACUAUAACUACUGGUAUUGCGUUGCUGUUUGACUGGCACAUGCCAGUUAAGAUGGUGUUGUCACUGGUGUUUUGUGCUGAAAUGAUGAGUACAUUAAUUUGGCAUUUGACAGAAAUUUAAUCAGCAAAUAUUUUGAUACUUGAUUAAUCCUUCACCUUUUUAAUUUUACAAAAAUGCCAAAAAAUUCUAAAGUUUCAGCUUCUCCAAAGUGAGAAUUUUCUGCUUAUCUGUUUUUUAUCAGAGUAAACUGAAUAUUAAUUUGGUUCUGGACUGUUGUUCAGAUGACACAAGAAAACAUUUGGUCUCUUUGGUCUCUGGAGAAAUGGGACGGACACAAUAUUUUGCUAUUUAUUAGACUACAUGAUAAGUUAAUUAAUUGAGAACGUCAUUUACAGAAUAUGGAAUGAUUUGCAGCCCUCACCAUCACACUGGUAUACUGCUGUUGUGGUAACUGUCAGCCUAAUAUAUGGUCCACUGACAUGUUCCACUUCCUACAUUAACAUAUAAUUAAAAUGACAUUUUGCCCUGUGGCAUAGAGUUUGUAUCAAGAAAGUAUUACACGCUGUUUAUUUGUAAUAUGAAACUGGAAGGGGGUAUUUCUGAGGUUUUCAUUCUUAAAUUAAAAUUUGAACAAGUUUGCGAAAUUUCCCAUUAAUAUUAUUAUUAUUAUUAUUAUUAUUAUUAUAUCAUUUUGUGUCAGUAAUAUUUCUCCUUUAAAGCUGCAGUGAUUCAUUCGUCCACCGGAGCCGCCCAGUACAGCGGGAUCACGCUGAGAGAGCAGGUAUCGCUCUCAAAUGGCAAAGAGUGGAAGAAUGUGUGUGUGUGUGUGUGACUCAGGUGAAAUCAUGCAGUGAUUCAGGUAGUUGAAGCAAACUCCCAUUCACAUUACAGACAUUCAGGACUCUCAGAAAUGUUUUGUGUUGACUCAGUGAUCUUUAUUCACAACAAGUUCACGGCUUUUUAUAGUGACUGAAAAAUAACACACACUGUUGCAUGGUGAUGAGACAGGCGGAGUCGCUGCAUUAAACAAAGCAGCUCAUUGAGGAGUUUCCUUUAUUUGUUUUCACAUUAAAAAAAAAAUCAAAUUUUCAUAAAAAAAAAA
Seriola aureovittata is the source of this 2855-nucleotide messenger RNA. It is a transcript of the gene wdr89, whose product is annotated as WD repeat domain 89. Lineage: Eukaryota; Metazoa; Chordata; Actinopteri; Carangiformes; Carangidae. Gene Ontology annotation, molecular function: protein binding. The record is from RefSeq and is a predicted model, not a curated record. The transcript has 2 exons. Bases 253 to 1389 code for a protein of 378 amino acids.